GCGUUGUAGGGGUUAAGUGGAACGUAGCCCUUGUCAUUAAAAUGACAAUAAACUAUUUGACAAACAUUGUUUAGUGAAUUUUGGAGUGUAGCCGACAAAUAUUACCAAAAUAAUCUAAUUCAAUUAGGAUACUAAUAUACUUACGAUUAAUACUAAUAAUCUUUCGUAACCAAUAUGAUGGAUUGCGUGGAAGAUAGCACAAACGAUCCUCUAUCAGUUCCAGUGGAUUCCUCCCCACCUAGUGGAGAUGUCAAAACAGACAAGAAAAAACCCAGCGAAAAUGUAUCCUUAACUGACAACAGCUUGCUGGUGGACAUAUCAGAUGCAUUAAGCGAAAAGGAAAAAGUAAAGUUCACAGUUCACACGAAAACAACUCUGCCCGAGUUUCAGAAGUCUGAGUUCUUUGUAGUGCGACAGCAUGAGGAGUUUGUGUGGCUCCACGAUAGAUACGAAGAGAAUGAAGAGUAUGCUGGAUAUAUUAUUCCGCCCGCGCCCCCGCGGCCCGAUUUCGAUGCGUCUCGCGAGAAACUACAGCGGCUGGGAGAGGGUGAGGGCGCUCUCACACGCGAGGAGUUCCUCAAGAUGAAGGAGGAGCUUGAAGAAGAAUACCUGGCAACGUUCAAGAAGACGGUAGCAAUGCACGAAGUAUUCCUACAGCGGCUGGCAGCUCACCCAGUGUUCAGGAACGACGCUCAUCUGAGGGUGUUCCUGGAAUACGAACAGGACCUGUGCGCUAAGCCCCGGGGGAAGAUGGAUCUCAUUGGUGGUCUGGUCCGGUCAAUGACUACAACAACGGACGAGAUCUACUUAGGUGCGACAGUGAGGGAUGUCAAUGACUUCUUCGAGCAGGAGACGGCCUUCCUACAGGAGUACUACUCGCAUUUGAAGGAGGCUGUGGCAAGGGUGGACCGUAUGACGUCCAAGCAUAAGGAGGUAGCAGACGCUCACAUAAAGCUGUCGUCAUGUAUCACUCAACUGGCUACCCGGGAACAACCCCCCACAGAGAGGUUCCUUACAAGGGCAGCUGAGACGUUCGAUAAGUGUCGGAAAAUCGAAGGUCGAAUGGCAUCAGAUCAAGACCUGAAGUUGGCAGACACACUACGCUAUUAUAUGAGAGAUGCCCACGCGGCCAAAGCGGUACUUGUUAGGAGACUGAGAUGUCUAGCUGCAUACGAGACAGCUAAUAGGAAUCUGGAGAAAGCAAGAUCGAAGAAUAAGGACGUCCACGCUGCGGAGCAGGCGCAGUCGGAGGCGUGCGCGCGCUUCGAGCAGUUGUCGGCGCGGGCGCGCGAGGAGCUGUUGGACUUCCGCGUGCGCAGGGUGGCCGCCUUCCGCAAGAGUUUGAUAGAUUUGGCGGAACUCGAGAUCAAACACGCCCGCGCUCAACAGGAGCUCUACAGGAAAUCCCUUCAAGUUCUCAAGGAAUGCCAAUAAAUACAGCUUUUUAAUAAUAAAAUAUUUUCAAUUGGA
Melitaea cinxia (Glanville fritillary) is the source of this 1470-nucleotide messenger RNA. It is a transcript of the gene Snx6, whose product is annotated as sorting nexin-32. The transcript has 11 exons. Gene Ontology annotation, molecular function: phosphatidylinositol binding. Gene Ontology annotation, biological process: phagosome-lysosome fusion involved in apoptotic cell clearance. Bases 175 to 1434 code for a protein of 419 amino acids. The record is from RefSeq and is a predicted model, not a curated record. Lineage: Eukaryota; Metazoa; Arthropoda; Insecta; Lepidoptera; Nymphalidae.